Phymastichus coffea is the source of this 1124-nucleotide messenger RNA. Its product is annotated as N(4)-(Beta-N-acetylglucosaminyl)-L-asparaginase-like. Gene Ontology annotation, molecular function: N4-(beta-N-acetylglucosaminyl)-L-asparaginase activity. The coding region runs from base 18 to 1073 and encodes 351 amino acids. Gene Ontology annotation, biological process: protein deglycosylation. Lineage: Eukaryota; Metazoa; Arthropoda; Insecta; Hymenoptera; Eulophidae. Gene Ontology annotation, cellular component: lysosome. The transcript is spliced from 5 exons. The record is from RefSeq and is a predicted model, not a curated record.
AUUACACUGCUCUCAAGAUGGAAAUUUUCUUAUUCAAAAGUGGACUUGUAUUAGCAUGUUUAAUUUUACCUUUACUUUUACAAAAUACCCGAGCUGAGGCAGGUCCGCUUGUUGUAAUUACAUGGAAUUAUCCCAAUGCUACGCAAAAAGCUUGGGAAACUCUUUCCAAGGAAAAACGAAGUGCUGUAGAUGCUGUUGAAGAAAGUUGUAAAUUAUGUGAACAAAUGCAAUGUCGUGGGACCGUUGGUUUCGGAGGCAAUCCGGAUGAAAAUGGAGAAACUACCUUGGAUGCUUUAAUUAUGGACGGAACGACGAUGGACAUUGGUGCCGUAGGCGGAAUCCGCAAUGUGAAAGAUGCAAUCUCAGUUGCUCGCAAAGUUAUGGAAAAUACAAGACACUCGUUGCUUGGCGGAAGUUUAGCGGCAGACUUUGCUGUUCAAAUGGGCUUCAAGAAAGAGAGCUUGCAAACAGACAAGUCGCGUGAUAUGUGGCAAAAGUGGAAAAAUGAAAAUAAAUGUCAACCUAAUUUUUGGGAGAACGUUGAACCAAAUCCCUCUAGCAGCUGCGGUCCAUAUCACCUCGGUGCACAGUUAGAUGAUCCAAAAGCUAAUGCACCAACAACUGACGAAGAUAAUCACGAUACUAUUGGCGCUAUAGCUCUUGAUAUCCAAGGUCGCGUUGCUGCUGGGGUGUCAACUAACGGACAAAAGUUUAAAAUUCCAGGGAGAAUUGGGGAUUCAGCAGUCAGUGGUGCUGGUGCUUAUGCCGAUGGUGAAGUUGGUGCUGCAGCUGCCACUGGUGACGGCGAUAUUAUUAUGCGAUUUUUGCCAAGCUAUUUAUCGGUGGAAUUGAUGAGACUGGGUGCAUCACCAAAUGCGGCAACUGAAACGGCAAUAAGGAGAAUAGCAAAGUACUAUCCUAAAUUUAGUGGUGCUGUAAUUGCACUAAAUAAAGCUGGCGAAUAUGGAGCUAACUGCCACGGAUACGACAGUUUCCCAUAUUAUAUUGCUAACGUUGAAACGGGCGCUGCUAAGGAAUUGAAUAAACCUUGUAUCACUACACACAGCCCUUAAAACUUUUCUGUAUCUUUUUGACAAAUUGCAGCGUUGUACAUACAUUUUUCA